This is a messenger RNA of Pyricularia oryzae 70-15, 360 nucleotides long. RefSeq lists its product as uncharacterized. Bases 1 to 360 code for a protein of 119 amino acids. The record is from RefSeq and is a predicted model, not a curated record. The transcript has 2 exons. Lineage: Eukaryota; Fungi; Ascomycota; Sordariomycetes; Magnaporthales; Pyriculariaceae.
AUGUCUAUCUUGACUUGGAGACAGUUUGUUAACUUUGUGAGCCCCAAGUUCUUGAGCAAUACCAGACUUGAGGAGUACAACGUUAAUUGCACGCUUCAUAUCAACAAUUAUCCAUAUGCCACUGCGACUAUGGAAGGUGAAGAUGGUUUUAGAGGCGCAACGGUGAAGCGGCGCUUAGAGAUUGCGGCUCCCUUCCGCGGUCAGCUCAUGUCUGACGGGCAUGGUACUCGGUGUGUGUCAAGACUGAUGACACGCAACCAGGCUCGGGUGCAAAAGCAAAAGGAAGAGCAAAAAAAGAAAGAAAGCCCAAACCUCCACCUCCGCACAGCGGGUAAGGCGAUAAAAAGCAACUCAACAUGA